Owenia fusiformis is the source of this 1393-nucleotide messenger RNA. Lineage: Eukaryota; Metazoa; Annelida; Polychaeta; Sabellida; Oweniidae. The record is from the annotation of a GenBank genome assembly.
AUGGAACAAGGAAUAAAAAGAAGAAAGAUUGAAAAUACUAAUUUAGGCAUGGAUGACAUAACAUGGAUGGAGAGCAAUUUACGUGAAUCUCCAGGUAGCAGCAUAACUGUUGAAGCAUUGUACUUCACGUAUAGCGAGGAAGCUGCUGCAACAGGAAGGACUCGUACUUCCCAGAAGCAAUUUGGCUAUCUGCUAGGGAAAUACUUCAAAGUAUCUUCAAAGAAAGUAUACAAUAAAGUUACAAAGACGCUAGUUUAUACCCACUGUGGCAUAGAACUAAAACCAUCCAAUAAAACGAAGAAGUGUAUUGACAAUACAGAUAUAUGCAGACUGGUCACAGAUGUUAUAAGUGCAAGACCUAAAUGGGAAUAUCUUAUCAAUGCAGAAGGACAGCACAAAAUAAAGUUUGAAACUAAUGUUACCAUGAAUGACAAAGUCAUCGACUUUAUUUGCCACCUGAAUGAAAAUUCAUGGACAUUAUUUAUGGACCAAUAUGAAAUUGAUCUUAACAAUCUUAGAAUAUCAUCAUCAUUUACAUGGACUAAAGAAAAUCUAAUCACAAUCAUGAACAUUACAGAAAAAAUAAAAGUCUGCAGAGGAAAACCAAGAGGAAAAUUUCUGCAUAACUUGAAUAAAUUAACAAUCUCAAAAUUGAAAGUGGGUGAAGAAAAAUGUGUAAAUGUUGUACACUGUGGCAUAUGCUUGCGUGUGAAUAGGUUCGUCAAUGUUUCUGAACAUUGUGUAAAAUGUCGUCAAAUGAAACUGUACCAACCAGAAGUACCACUGACGAUAGAUGAUCAUAUUGCGAGAGAUCCAAAUGGCGUUAUCGAUAAAUUGCUCCCUCGUGCCUCUCAAGAAUUAAAAGUCCUAAUAAAGAACCAAUGCAAAAAUAACUAGGCCUAAUAGAAAAAAAUAACUGUGUGUGAUGAUGCCCAAAGAACUCCACUGAGGGCUGGAAAGGACUUGAUAUAACUUCUUGUGAAAAUUCUUUUGAUAUCAUUAAGAGGAUAUAAAUACCACUUACUAUAUGGAAUGUUCUGAUCUCAACUUACAUUGAGAUCUCUCUAGCUAUAAUGCCUGUGCCACUUCUUCGAUAAAAUGAUUGUAAAAUGUAUACUAAAAGGAAAUUAAAAUAAAUGUUUGUUUUAUCAGUUUAUAUUUCUUCAAUGUUUCUGCUAGCAUGCCUACUUGGAGUUACGUUAUUUUGUCUUGUUUUUGUUUGAAUUUUAAACAUGGACACUAAAUGACAUGAAAAUUUAUAUUUCCUUACAACAGUUACCUCAACUGUGUCAUAGCCAGGAAAUAUUAAGGUGGUUGCUAAUUUUUGGGUUUGCAUCACUGUGAGCGAAGCAAGCCCAAAAAAGUGGCCUGGGGUUCACCACCUGGAUUUUUU